Molecule: messenger RNA, 321 nt
Organism: Lactuca virosa
Lineage: Eukaryota; Viridiplantae; Streptophyta; Magnoliopsida; Asterales; Asteraceae
Source: the annotation of a GenBank genome assembly
AUGAAGAUUGUGAAGCAUUCUGGUAGUGGUAAUGAUGAAGUAAUGAAUGAGGGUUCAAAUGAGGAUGUGAAGAUGGGAUCAGAUACUGGGACUGAUUUGAAAAUGAAGCAGGGAGUUAGUUUUUUGGAUCUUAAAUGGGAUAAUGAGCCGGUGAUUGUUGAUAAUGAUUCCAAAUCAAAAUCAUCCCAGUGGUUACUAUUGUCAAUGAUGUUAGCAAAAAGUCUUAUGCUCGAAUUGUUGAAGCUUCAAGCUCCGUGGUUGAUCUUAACAUCAAAGUUAUUCCUAAAGUUGAUGGGAAACCAAAUGGUAAAGCUGAGCUAG